AUGUUACAGUGUCUGAGACACAAGCUGAGACGCAAGCUGGGACACAAGCUGGGACACAAGCUGAGACACAAGCUGAGACACAAGCUGAGACACAAGCUGAGACACAAGCUGAGACACAAGCUGAGACACAAGCUGAGACACCAGCUGGGACACAAGCUGAGACACAAGCUGAGACACAAGCUGAGACACAAGCUGGGACACAAGCUGGGACACAAGCUGGGAGACAAGCUGAAACACAAGCUGAGACACAAGCUGGGACACAAGCUGGGACACAAGCUGAGACACAAGCUGAGACACAAGCUGGGACACAAGCUGAGACACAAGCUGGGACACAAGCUGAGACACAAGCUGGGACACAAGCUGGGAAACAAGCUGGGACACAAGCUGAGACACAAGAGGAGGAGGAGGAGAAGGUGA
Molecule: messenger RNA, 417 nt
Organism: Priapulus caudatus
Lineage: Eukaryota; Metazoa; Priapulida; Priapulimorpha; Priapulimorphida; Priapulidae
Product: kininogen-1-like
Exons: 2
Coding region: 1-417 (138 amino acids)
Source: RefSeq, a predicted model, not a curated record